CCGUUAUAGCAAUCUAUACUCUUUUGAUUAAUUUGUUUUAAGUUAAAAUACCAACCGUAUUCAUUUAGUUGCUUAGUAUACUUUAGUUAGCUGACAAACGAGGCAAUGCGCUUUCAGGCGUCAUUUUGGUUUUUAAUCCUUCCUUUGUGCCUUUCGCUACUACCUCAAACUAUUGAGGCCAAUGACUUUUCUUCAUUUCUCACCGCGAAUGCGUCUUUGGCCGUCGUAGUGGAUCAGGAAUACAUGCAACAAAGGGAAGAAAAUAUUUUAGCUAAUUUUCAAAAAAUACUCAGUGAUAUUAUUCGUGAGAAUUUAAGGAAUGGCGGCAUUGAGGUGAAAUAUUAUUCUUGGAGUCAAGUAAGGUUGAAAAAAGAUUUUAUCGCUGCGAUGACGGUAAUGGAUUGCAAAAGUACUUGGAGGUUCUACGAGUACACACAGCAGACUGCCAUACUACUGAUUGCUAUAACAGAUGCCAAUUGUCCACGGCUACCACUCAACCGCGCGAUUAUGAUUCCUAUAGUCGAUGAAGGCCAGGAGUUGUCGCAGAUUAUUUUUGACAUAAAAGUACAACGAAUAUUACGUUGGAAAACUGCCGCUAUGCUGCUCGACCAAACCAUUUUAAAUGAUAAUCCAACACUCGUGGAGUCGGUGGUUCAUGAAAGCGCUAAAAAUCACAUAACACCCUUCUCACUAGUACUCUAUAAGAUUGACGACACGCUGCGUAGCCAAAAGAAGCGCACCGCCAUACGCCAAACAUUGGCCAACUUUCUGGACAACGCACGUACGGCACGCCAAUUUAUUGUACUUUCGAAAUUCUAUGAAGACUUUGUGGAAAUUGCUGCUAGUAUGGAUUUGUUUGGUGUCUUUAACCAAUGGGUCUUCUUUGUUUUGAACGAGGAACAGCGUAACUACGACGCCAUGUCUAUUACGCAAAAUCUGGGCGAGGGUGCGAAUAUAGCAUUCAUAUUGAACUCAACUGUACCGUCGUGUGUUAGCUCUAUAAAUUGUACGAUCUCCGAAUUAUCAAUGGCAUUUGUUACAUCGAUUUCUCGUAUGAUUGUCGAAGAGCAAUCGAUCUAUGGUGAAAUUUCGGAUGAAGAAUGGGAAGCAAUAAGAUUUACCAAACAGGAGAAGCAGGAAGAAAUACUGGGUUAUAUGAAGGAUUAUCUAAGAGCGAAUAGCAAAUGCAGCAGCUGUUCGCAUUGGAAAAUCGAAACGGCAUUAACUUGGGGAAAAAGUGAGGAGCAUCAAAGAUAUCUAUCGAAUAUGGAUCUUAGCGAUACGCGCAAUAAAAAUUUUGAGUUCAUAGAUGUUGGCUACUGGACGCCUAUUUUGGGUUUCAUCACGCAUGAAAUUAUGUUUCCACACAUAGAGCAUUUCUUUCGCAAUAUCACAUUGAAUGUUCUCACGGUGCAUAGUCCACCAUGGCAGAUUCUAGAACGUGAUAAUCGUGGCGAUAUCGUAAAGCACAGCGGCAUUGUUAUAGAAAUCCUUAAAGAAAUGAGCCGUAUGCUUAAUUUUUCCUACAAUCUGCAAGAAAUUAAAGUAACAGCCAUAGAUUUAGUUGCCGAUGAUGUCCAGCAGGUUGGAAAUAUAACGGAUGAUCUACUAGGUUCUUUGACCUUCAAUAUACCGCAUCAAGUGAUUGAAACGAUGCAGUCAAGUCGUUACUUUAUGGCCGCUUUAGCUGCCACUAUUGAUGAGCCAGAAAAGAAGUCAUUUAACUACACAGUGCCCAUAAGCGUUCAACCAUAUACGUUCAUUUCUCGACAGCCAGAUGAAGUGAGUCGCAUAUAUCUCUUCACUGCACCUUUUACGCUCGAGAUUUGGGGCUGUCUAGUGGCAAUCAUCAUUAUUACCGCGCCUGUUCUAUAUUUCAUAAAUCGCUUGGUGCCCAUGGAUCAUUUGCGCAUUACUGGACUUAGCACACUUAAAAGUUGUUUUUGGUAUAUCUAUGGAGCGCUGCUACAGCAAGGCGGCAUGUACCUACCCAAAGCGGAUAGUGGUCGCCUAGUGAUCGGUGUAUGGUGGAUUGUUGUAAUUGUUCUAGUCACAACAUACAGCGGAAACUUGGUUGCCUUUCUGACUUUUCCACAGUUUCAGCCAGGUAUAGAUUAUUUUUUCCAAAUAUUUGCAUCUAGAGACAUUCAACAGUUUGGUUUGCGGAACGGUUCCUACUUCGAAAAAUAUUCAACGAUAUCAACCCGCGACAAUUUCCGCGAUUUUGUGCAACGUGCGAUAAUAUACAAUAAUCUUCAAGGCGAGGAUAUUGGCGCUGUGCAGCAAGGUAAACGCGUAAACGUGGAUUGGCGUAUCAACCUUCAAUUGAUUAUACAGAGACAGUUCGAGAAAGAUAAGGAAUGCAAGUUUUCAUUGGGACGGGAAACUUUUGUAGAUGAACAGAUUGGAUUACUGGUGCCAAGAGAUAGUCCUUACUUACAGUUAAUCAACGAUCAAAUAACGCGCAUGUUUCAAAUGGGUUUUAUUGAACGUUGGCAUCAGAUUAAUUUACCUUCUAUGGACAAAUGUAAUGGUCAUGGCGGAAUGCGCCAAAUUACGAAUCAUAAAGUUAAUUUGGAUGAUAUGCAAGGCUGCUUCAUGGUUUUGUUGUUUGGUUUCAUGAUAGCUUUGUUUAUAUUAUUCUGCGAGUACUGGUAUCGCUGGUACUUUGUAGAAAAAAAGAAAGCCGACUUUGCUUACUAAAAUGUAAAACAUUACAA
Rhagoletis zephyria (snowberry fruit fly) is the source of this 2720-nucleotide messenger RNA. It is a transcript of the gene Ir93a, whose product is annotated as Ionotropic receptor 93a. The record is from RefSeq and is a predicted model, not a curated record. Gene Ontology annotation, molecular function: ligand-gated monoatomic ion channel activity. Lineage: Eukaryota; Metazoa; Arthropoda; Insecta; Diptera; Tephritidae. Gene Ontology annotation, cellular component: membrane.